Molecule: messenger RNA, 1677 nt
Organism: Dothidotthia symphoricarpi CBS 119687
Lineage: Eukaryota; Fungi; Ascomycota; Dothideomycetes; Pleosporales; Dothidotthiaceae
Product: Clavaminate synthase-like protein
Exons: 3
Coding region: 1-1677 (558 amino acids)
Cellular component (GO): nucleus
Molecular function (GO): cis-regulatory region sequence-specific DNA binding; protein binding
Source: RefSeq, a predicted model, not a curated record
AUGGCGCCCGGCAUCCUUGCACAUAGUCUGCCAUGUGCCGAAUCACGCCCCUCCAAAAAGCUCAAAACUUCGGCGGUGGCGAACUUGGAAAGCGAAGAUGAGGAUGUGGCGGUAGCCGUUCCUUCGCAUCCACUGGGAGUCAAGCCGGCGGGCAACGCGUACACGGCAUCUGAGAAUAUCAAAUCACGCUGCGGCUCAUUCGCCCGGCUGCCUGAUGAGCUGCUGAGCCACAUCUUUGAGUCAUUCGAUGCUGACGCUCUCAUCCGAUUGGGAAGCACUUGUCGGGCUCUGUACGCUUUUACGCGCCUGGAUGAAAUAUGGAGAGCAUUAUUCUUCCGUUUGGAUCGAACUCAGCCCUUCCACUCGAUGAGAUCUGGCGUACACUUGAACGAGAAUAUAAUCACUCCAAGAUACGGAUUUUUCCGUAGAUGUCAUGCCUCCUUUUCCAAGUCCGAUCAGUCAAAUAUAUACGAAGCAUCACUCCAACUAUAUUCCUAUCAAUCCCCUUCCUCCCAACCCGAAGCCUUCGAAUGGCGCGGAACCUGGCGAGCAACCUACCUCAACAUCCCACAAGAAAACGUCACAUCAAUCCCAUGCACAAAUCUCUUCUCAGACGUCCUCUAUCGACCCUUCCAAUGCGCUCACACGCCCCUUGAACCAUUCACCCACAACAUCCCCAAGGCCAACGAGAUCCCACGACUCCCAGACCUCACCCACGAAGAGUACACCGAAAAAUGGACCGACAAGCCCUUCAUCCUCACAGAGCCGGUCAAACAAUGGCCUGUCUACGGGACCUGGACACCCGAGUAUCUCCUCGCGCAGUUCCCCGACGUGAAGUUCCGCGCCGAAGCAGUCGACUGGCCCACAUCAACCUACAUGUCCUACAUGAGCGACAACGCCGACGAAUCCCCCCUCUACCUCUUCGACCGCGCCUUCGCCCAAAAGACAAACAUCGCCCUCACCGGCCCCAACGCCGCAUACUGGACCCCGCCCUGCUUCGGCCCCGACCUCUUCAGCGUGCUGGGCCCCCACCGCCCGGACUGCCGCUGGCUGAUCAUGGGCCCCGCCCGCAGCGGCUCAACCUUCCACAAAGACCCAAACGCAACAAACGCCUGGAACGCGCCGCUCACGGGCUCGAAAUACUGGCUCAUGUUCCCCUCCGGCCCCGGCAUCCCCCCUCCCCCAGGCGUCAUCAUCUCAGACGACCAGAGCGAAAUCACAUCCCCGCUCAGCAUCGCAGAGUACAUGCUCACCUUCCACGCCCUGGCGCGCCGCACACCAGGCUGCAAGGAAGGCAUCUGUCGCGCCGGCGAGGUCCUGCAUGUACCCACGGGAUGGUUUCAUCUCGUGCUCAACCUCGACGAGAGUCUGGCGCUGACGCAGAAUUUCGUGCCCACCAAAAACGUGCCUGAUGUGUUGGGGUUUUUGAGGGAUCAGAGGGGCGAGGUGAGCGGGUUCAGGGACGAUGUGUGUGAGCGCGCGUAUGAGCUUUUUGUCGAGGGGCUGCGCGAAGAGUAUCCUGAGGUGCUGGAGGAGGGGCUUGUGGAGUUGGAGAGGAGGGGGAAGAAGGGGAGGGGGCGGUGGGAGGAGUUGACCAAGGGAGGGGACGAGGAAGCGGAGAGUGGGGGGUUUAGCUUUGGGUUUGGAGGGGACGAUGAUGAUGCUGAUAUUCCGUGA